Cydia amplana is the source of this 677-nucleotide messenger RNA. RefSeq names its product THO complex subunit 7 homolog (gene thoc7). Gene Ontology annotation, cellular component: THO complex part of transcription export complex. The transcript has 3 exons. The record is from RefSeq and is a predicted model, not a curated record. Gene Ontology annotation, biological process: mRNA export from nucleus; mRNA processing. NCBI's taxonomy places the organism in Eukaryota, Metazoa, Arthropoda, Insecta, Lepidoptera, Tortricidae. The coding region runs from base 26 to 631 and encodes 201 amino acids.
UAUUGUUUAUCAGGAAAAUAUUACCAUGGGAGACGAAGAUGUUAUCCGUAGACGUCUUUUAAUUGAUGGCGAUGGCACUGGAGACGAUAGAAGACUGAACGUGUUAUUAAAAACACUAAUAAAAUGGUGUAACAGCACCGAUGAUAAACCUGAAGAGAGUAAAGCGACGCACGAUCGAAUGCUAGCGCAACUAGCGCAAUGUGAAUUUGCAGUCACCAAAUCCCAACUCGGUUCAGAAAUGAUGAACGCUGAGCUAGCCAGCUAUGAAUCCUUGUCUAAAAUACUUGAAAACGGCAUAGAAAUUGCUAAAACAAACAUAGAGAAGAGCAAAGCCGAUCUACUUCAGGCUAAAACUGUCCGGAAAAACAGAAUCGAGUAUGAUGUGCUGGCUAAGGUAAUAAGUGAACAGCCGGACAGAAAAGAAACACUGGAACGGCUCGGGACUUUGAAAACAGAACUGGCCGGUUUGGAAACAACAAAGCAACAGUUGGAAAGCAGGUUGGCUUUAAGAAAAAAACAAUUCCAUGUGUUGGUUACUUCCAUUCAUCAGUUGCAGGCACUUUUGGAUGAACCUGAUGAUACGGAGUCCAUUUCUGAUGUUGAAAUUAAAGAUAUUAGUAAUGAGUCUUAGCAAUAAAUGUUUGCCAUGUUGGCAAUAUUGUCAGCACAAAACUUUU